Trypanosoma conorhini is the source of this 519-nucleotide messenger RNA. RefSeq names its product trans-sialidase. The transcript has a single exon. NCBI's taxonomy places the organism in Eukaryota, Euglenozoa, Kinetoplastea, Trypanosomatida, Trypanosomatidae. Bases 1 to 519 code for a protein of 172 amino acids. The record is from RefSeq and is a predicted model, not a curated record.
AUGCCGCGGCGCCAGUUUUUCUCUGCGGUGCUGCUUCUCUUUUUCGUAUGCUGCCGCAGUGGGUCUGUGCAGGCUGAUGGUCCUGCCGCGCCAAUGCGCAUCGACCCAUUUGCAGGGACAGCACUGGUAUCCGGUGCCAAGUGGGAGGAGGUUAAACCCACUGGGGGGUCAGUCUGCUCGCUGCGCGUCCCCAGCCUCGUGGAGGUGGGCGGCGAGGUGUUUGCCGUUGCGGAAGCUGAGUGCAAGGGCAGUGGUUCAGCUGGCCGCUUUACUGGCAUUGCGUCGAAGCUCCUCAAGAAAAGUGAGGAGCAUUCCACGGAGAUGUUGGCGGCCGAUGCAGUUCAGUUUGACACGCAGCUGCUGAGGGGAGGGAAGGCUAGUGGGGGCGAGGCGAAGGACGUACUACGGCCAACAACAAUUGUGCACGGCAGAGAUGUCUACGUGCUGCUGGGAAAAUACAGCCGUGCAGAGCCUGCAAAUCAAGUAGCCGGAAAAGCCACUGGGGGCUGUUGCUGGUGA